Molecule: messenger RNA, 654 nt
Organism: Talaromyces rugulosus
Lineage: Eukaryota; Fungi; Ascomycota; Eurotiomycetes; Eurotiales; Trichocomaceae
Exons: 4
Coding region: 1-654 (217 amino acids)
Molecular function (GO): hydrolase activity
Source: RefSeq, a predicted model, not a curated record
AUGGCUGACCCCGCCUACUUUGCCUAUCCCAAAACCGCAAACCCUAAAAAGGCCAUUAUCCUGAUUACCGACGUCUUCGGCAUUGUCAGCAACAGCCAGCUACUCGCCGACGACUUUGCGCGCAAUGGGUAUCUGGCCGUUAUCCCGGAUAUUCUCAACAACGACUCGAUUAAUUUCGGAGACUGGGGCACUAGUAGAGUGAACUUUCCGGCCUGGAUUGCGAAGCAUGGGCCAGAGACCGUUGAGCCGGCUAUCGAGGCGACUAUCAAGCAUUUGAGAGAGGAAUUGGGCGUGGAGAAGAUUGGCACUGCGGGGUAUUGUUACGGAGGGCGAUUUGUUGUUAGUUUCUUGAAGAAUGGCAAGACGGAUGCUGGAUACACCGCGCACCCCACGGCCAUCCAGACCGGCCAGCUGGCUGCUAUCGAGAAGCCCUUGUCCAUUGCUGCCGCAGAAAUCGAUACUGUCUGGCCCACCGAGCACCGCCACGAGGCCGAGGGCAUUCUCAGCAAGACCGGCCAGCCUUACCAGAUCAACGUGUACGGAGGCGUGCAGCACGGGUUCGCGGCGCGCGGCGACAUGAGCAAUGCCCAUUUGAAGACGUCCAAGGAGUUGGCUUUUCUGCAGGCGCUGAACUGGUUCCAGUAUUAUCUGUGA